Molecule: messenger RNA, 1581 nt
Organism: Talaromyces marneffei
Lineage: Eukaryota; Fungi; Ascomycota; Eurotiomycetes; Eurotiales; Trichocomaceae
Exons: 4
Coding region: 1-1581 (526 amino acids)
Biological process (GO): amino acid biosynthetic process
Molecular function (GO): aspartate kinase activity
Source: RefSeq, a predicted model, not a curated record
AUGCCUCUUUCAGAUCAUACCCCGCCGUCAGUGAAUGGCGAUGGCAGCACUGCUUCGGCAGAGCCCGCCUGGACUGUGCAAAAGUUCGGAGGAACCAGUGUGGGCAAGUUUGCUAUCAAUAUAGUUGAUCACAUCGUAUUACCGAGUUUGGCGGAACAGAAAGUCGCUGUCGUAUGUUCCGCACGCAGCAGUUCCUCCAAGGCCGAGGGUACCACAAAUCGCCUCUUGCGAGCCGCUCGAGACGCUCAAAACUGCAGAUCAAAAGCCUACGAUAUUCUAGUGGAAGCCGUGAGGCAAGAGCACAUCGAAGUAGCUCAACAACAAAUCAAAUCCUCCGAAUUAAGAGACCGCUUAAUCUCAGAUAUCAACGAUGAAUGCGCCCACGUCCUUAAAAUCCUCGACGCCGCCCAGACGCUCGGGGAAACAAGCGCUCGAUGUGUCGAUAAAGUGAUCAGUGCUGGAGAGAAACUCAGCUGUCGGUUUAUGGCUGCUCUCUUGCAGGACCGCGGCGUUGACUCCGAAUACGUCGACCUUUCAGAAAUUAUAGAUUUUACCAUCGGCAAUGGCGGUCUCGAUCAAGCCUUUUACGAUCAAUUGGCAGUGAAUCUGGGAGCAAGGAUCCGAGCUUGCGAGUCAAGAGUGCCUGUUGUGACGGGAUAUUUUGGACCAGUUCCCGGAGGCCUGUUAGAUAAGAUUGGUCGAGGAUACACGGAUUUAUGCGCUGCCCUGGUCGCCGUGGGCGUCAAUGCGAAAGAGCUGCAAGUCUGGAAAGAGGUUGACGGUAUAUUCACUGCAGACCCUCGCAAAGUCCCAACAGCUCGCCUCCUGCCAGCAAUUACACCGGCCGAAGCCGCUGAAUUGACAUUUUAUGGAUCCGAGGUCAUUCACCCAUUCACCAUGGAACAAGUCAUUCGCGCGAGUAUCCCGAUCCGUAUAAAGAACGUUAUGAAUCCCAAGGGAAGCGGAACGGUCAUUUUCCCCGACUCGACGGCCGAUCUCGAACGCAUAGCAGGCGGUUAUAAAUCCAAACUGAUCCGGUCAAGAAGCGCCAGCGUCUUGUCUGCGCAAAUCCAGGGUCCCAAGAGACCGACGGCAGUGACCAUCAAACAUAAUAUUCUUGUUAUCAACGUCCAUUCCAACAAACGAUCACUAUCCCACGGCUUCUUCGCCGGCAUAUUCUCGGUGCUGGAUCGAUGGCGGCUAUCGAUCGAUUUGAUCUCGACGAGUGAAGUACACGUGUCUAUGGCUCUUCAUUCUGAAUUGCCGCUUUUGAACGGAAUUGGCCGGGAUGAAUAUCAGAUCAUUGACGAGGACUUGCGUGGUGCCAUCGAAGAUCUAAGGAAAUAUGGAGCGGUGGAUAUCAUACCGGAAAUGGCCAUUCUGAGUCUGGUGGGCAAGCAGAUGAAGAAUAUGAUCGGUGUUGCGGGAAAGAUGUUCUCGACACUUGGAGAGAAUAACGUCAAUAUUGAAAUGAUUUCGCAGGGAGCAAGUGAAAUCAACAUUUCCUGCGUGAUCGAUGAAAGAGACGCCGAUCGGGCUAUUAAUAUCCUCCACACGAAUCUUUUCACCUUUUUGGAAUAG